GUCCUUAAAAGCGGCGGGGCCAGGAUAGCCUGGCAGUGUCGACUAUGGCGCAUCCCAACGUCCCGCGGAUGCUGGGCCUGGCCCUGCUGGCGUUCUGCCUCCUGGCGCUGCCCCGCGACACCGAGGCCCGGCCGGGGGAGGUCUUAGUCGGAGGACGGAGGGACCUGGCCCCCAACGAUCCACAGGUUCAGAAGGCGGCGCAGGCGGCCGUGGCCAGCUACAACAUGGGCAGCAACAGCCUCUACUACUUCCGAGACACACGCAUCCUCAAGGCGCAGAGCCAGCUGGUGGCUGGCAUUAAGUACUACCUGACCGUGGAGAUGGGGAGCACAGCCUGCCGGAAGAGUGCGGUGGCAGGAGACCGCAUGGAUCUCACCACCUGCCCCAUGGCCGCGGGAGCACAGGAGGAGAAGCUGCGCUGCGACUUUGAGAUCCUAGUGGUUCCCUGGGAGAACACCUCCAAACUUCUAAAGCACCACUGUGUGCCUGUGUAGUACACCCCUGCCGUCGACCCCUGCAGUCGACCCCUGCGGCCCUGGGUGUGGGAGGGAGUGGGCCCGUCGGUGGAGGGCACUUUAGGUCAGUGGGCCGUAUCUGUUGCAAUAAAUUCCUAGCACUGCUUCUUGCA
Pteronotus mesoamericanus is the source of this 628-nucleotide messenger RNA. It is a transcript of the gene CST6, whose product is annotated as cystatin E/M. The record is from RefSeq and is a predicted model, not a curated record. Lineage: Eukaryota; Metazoa; Chordata; Mammalia; Chiroptera; Mormoopidae. The transcript is spliced from 3 exons. The coding region runs from base 45 to 494 and encodes 149 amino acids. Gene Ontology annotation, molecular function: cysteine-type endopeptidase inhibitor activity. Gene Ontology annotation, cellular component: extracellular exosome.